AUGCAGAUCGCGCUCAGCAGCUUGGCGCGGAAUAAACUGGUCGGGUUUGGAGUGGCGAUCGAGAAACAACCACCACGCUAUCGGAAAGUGAGACUGAAGACCUUGUCCGUCACGUUGAGUGCGAGAACAGAGCAAAAUCCAUUUUCUACGGAGCUGGCGGCAAUGGCGCAUACACUGAAGACACUCGUGGGAUUAAAAGACUUUAGGAUCACACUGAUCACGAGCAACAAAGCGGUGGCUCUUACGUUAAAGAACCCGCGACAACAGUCGGGUCAAGAAUUUGUCUGCCAAAUCUACAAGCUGAUGAGCAGAUUGCAGAGGCAUGGAAAUCAGAUUAGCGUCCGGUGGAUCCCCACUAGCGAUGACAACAAACUACUAGGGCUAGCGAAAGAGCAAGCGAGAGCCGCGACGCAAGAAGAUACCAUCCUGCAAGGACAGGUCCCCAAAAUGAAAUCGACCACUCUGAAGAUUGCGCGUGCCCAAGCAGUCCCCAAUAGCGAGUUGCCCGAGAACAUAGGGAGACACUCCCGACGAGUGGACACAGCACUCCCAGGAAAACACACGCGACAGCUAUAUGACCGAUUGUCGUGGAAAGAGGCGAGCGUGCUGGCCCAGCUCCGCACGGGCAUAGCAAGACUCAAUGGAUAUCUCUUCCGGAUCAAUGCCGCCGAGACAGAUCAAUACGCAUGUGGACAAGCAAGAGAGACGGUGGACCACUUUCUGUUUCGAUGUCGGAAAUAG
Messenger RNA from Penicillium cinerascens, 741 nucleotides. RefSeq lists its product as uncharacterized. The record is from RefSeq and is a predicted model, not a curated record. NCBI's taxonomy places the organism in Eukaryota, Fungi, Ascomycota, Eurotiomycetes, Eurotiales, Aspergillaceae. Gene Ontology annotation, molecular function: nucleic acid binding. Bases 1 to 741 code for a protein of 246 amino acids. The transcript has a single exon.